Hevea brasiliensis (rubber tree) is the source of this 1997-nucleotide messenger RNA. RefSeq names its product FRIGIDA-like protein 4a. The record is from RefSeq and is a predicted model, not a curated record. The transcript has 3 exons. Lineage: Eukaryota; Viridiplantae; Streptophyta; Magnoliopsida; Malpighiales; Euphorbiaceae. Bases 132 to 1706 code for a protein of 524 amino acids.
UUCUCUUCUCUUUCUUCUCUCCGCAUCCACGGUCCUACCUUUUAUCGCUUCUCUCUUUCUCUCUCUAGGGUUUCUUUCUUUUCUUCUCUUUCAGCUGCUGAGUUACUUGUGCUGUCCGAUUCCCACCAACCAUGGGGUCGAUCCCCGAUCCAGGCGAGUUAACCGAGUUGACUCGGCCGAGCUUCGACCAGUUCCAACGCCAGACCUCUCUUAUGACCAGCUGUACUCUUCUCUGGAAGGAGCUUUCUGACCACUUCACCUCUCUCGAGCAGAACCUCCAGAAGAAAUCGGAAGCUCUCAAGCAUAAAUUACAGACACUAGACCACGACACGAAGGCCACGCUCGCAUCCCUCAAGAAGCGUGAGGUCACUAUUGACGGAAGUGUGGAGAUUACACUCGAGCGUGUAGAGGAGCAUAGAGAAGCCGCUCUCAAGUUAGUCGAGAACUCCAAUUUUGACCAUCCUGAUGGCGAGGUGGAUGACGGCGAUGGACUGUUACAGCUUCUGAAAUCCUUCUGCUUGAAAAUGCACUCCAGGGAGUUCUGGCAGUUUGUGAUUACCAAGAAGAAGGAACUUGAUGUGUUGAGGAGCCAGAUUCCUUUGGCUUUGGCAGAAUGCGUGGAUCCUGCUAGGUUUGCCUUGGAAGCCAUUUCAGAGGUCUUUCCGGUGGAUAAGAGAGUAGAAAGGACUGAGAAAGGGAAUGAUUUGGGAUGGGCUUGUGUGCUGGUUCUGGAGAGCUUGAUUCCAGUGGUGGUAGACCCGGUGAUAGGCAAGUCCAGGCUGUUAGUGACACCAAGUGUGACAGAAAGGGCCAAAGAGAUUGCGGAGACUUGGAAGAGAAGCCUGGAAGAGCGUGGUGGGAUUGAGAAUGUCAAGACUCCUGAUGUGCAUACUUUCUUGCAGCAUUUGGUCACUUUUGGGAUUGUGAAGAAGGAGGAUAUGGAUUUGUACAGGAAACUCGUAGUUGGGUCUGCUUGGCGCAAGCAGAUGCCUAAGCUUGCUCUCUCGCUUGGUUUGGCUGAUAAAAUGCCUGAUAUGAUUGAAGAACUAAUUACUAGGGGACAGCAGCUUGAUGCUGUGCAUUUUACUUAUGAAGUUGGCCUUGUAGACAAGUUCCCCCCUGUUCCAUUGCUAAAAGCAUUUUUGAAGGAUGCAAAGAAGGCUGCAGCUUCUAUUUUGGAUGAUCCCGAUACUGGUCGAGCUGCGCACCUUGCUGCCCGGAAGGAGCAGUCAGCUCUUCGGGCUGUCAUUAAGUGCAUUGAAGAAUACAAACUAGAGGCUGAGUUCCCACCAGAAAAUCUCAAGAAACGCCUUGAACAGGUAGAGAAGGUCAAGACUGAGAAGGUCAAGACUGAGAAGAAAAGGCCAGCUGCAGUUCCUGCCAACAAAAGAACACGUGCCAGCAAUGGUGGUCCAAUGCCUCCAGCCAAGGCUGGCCGUUUGACAAAUGCUUAUGUAUCGUCUUUUCCUGCACCUCCAACAUUUGUGAGGUCUCCCUCUCACGCUCAAUACCCUACUGGCGUACCUGCAUAUCCUUCUCCGGCAGCUGUUUAUGGCAGCAGGAGCCCUCAAUCUCCAUAUGCUUACUCACCAGAAGCAGCUGCUCCCAUUGCUGGAUCGUAUCCUGGAGCUCCUUUGAAUUAUCCUGCAUAUGGAGGCUAUGGAAAUGGUUUCGCCCCAGCUUAUCAGCAGGCUUACUACCGAUAGACAUGACUACUCGUUGAAGAUGGUAACCACUGAUAUGAUGACCCCAAUCUCAUUUGCUUUCUCAACUGGCUUGUUUGUAAUCACUAACCUUUUUAAUGGUAGCGAUCUAUGUGUGUUAAUUAUAACUUUCUACUUCUUGCUGUCUCGUGGUAAGAAGUUGUAUUUCUAAUGUUGAUCAAACUGUAGCACUAGGUACUUGUGAAAGUAAUCCUGAUGGAAACAUAACAAUGUUGAUGUACUAAAAUUACGGCCGCUGUUAUUAGGGUUAGUUGUAGAAAAGCUGUUCCCUGC